This is a messenger RNA of Ambispora leptoticha, 1137 nucleotides long. Lineage: Eukaryota; Fungi; Glomeromycota; Glomeromycetes; Archaeosporales; Ambisporaceae. The record is from the annotation of a GenBank genome assembly.
AUGAACCAACAAAUACCAAAAUCAUUAGUAUCAAUAUGGCAACAUCCAACCAAAAACGAUUUACUAAUACAGGACGAAAUGAAUCAAAUGAACCUAACAAGAGACACCAACUUAUUAAGUCAAAUCCUUGGAGUACAAUUGGAACUGGUAAAAACAUACCCAGAUCUUAUAAAACAAUAUACCAAAGAAUACCGAACUACCAACAAUUUCGAAAUAACCUUGAAAGGAAGUCCAGAACCAUGGUACCUAGUAAAAAGGUUAACAUACAACCUAGAAAGCCCAUGGACAUUGACCAAAUCACAACUAGUAAUGGUGAACUGGAUGAUGAAUAAACAAGAACAACAAACUUUCAAAAUAGUAGAACAGAGCAAACACUAUCUUCAAGCAAUCCAGGAGGAACAAAUCUUUCGAGAUGUAGAAUCUGUGAUGGGAAGCAAGGCAUUCACGAUUACAAAGAAUGUCCAGACAUUAUUUGUAGAAAAUGUAGAGGAUCGCAUUACCACAGUAAAUACGACCAAUUCAUCUAAUACUGUCCAAAAAGAAUACUAUGGGAUAACAACUGAAACCAAACCUGUGGAUGCAAUAAAAAAGAAAUAUGGAAAAAAUAGCAUUGUUGUAACUGCUACCAACUAUGCAGUGAAUCAUGACCAAAUGUAUCAACAAAUAUCAGAUGAUAAUGCAUCAGAUAAAGAAAUCAUUCGAGAACAACUAAUAGACUCUGGAAGUCUUAUUACAUGUACAAGUUGUGGAACUGAAAAACUUAAACAACAAAUGGAAAACUGGGGAGGAUCAUUCUUCUGUAAAAUAGAAGAAAGAUUAGUGCACACCAUAGCAUUGGAAUUAAUAAACCCAAAUUAUACCUUUGAAGGAAGGCUUCGACAUUGGACAGAAUCAACAAGAAAAAGAACAUCAUAUAAUGAAGUAAACCUUACACUAACCAGAGAAAUAUUUGAAGAAAUACAACUGGGAAGAAUAAACCCACAAACGGUAAAUAGAGAAAUACAACUAAACGAUGUAUUCUCAACACCAAAUGGGAUAAUGCUACAACAAUUCAUAAAUGAAGAAAUAACGGAUGAAACUGAUGAACAAUUAUUCGGACAACUAAUUUUAAUGAAACUGAACUCCAAAGGGCAAUAG